Molecule: messenger RNA, 7073 nt
Organism: Papilio polytes (common Mormon)
Lineage: Eukaryota; Metazoa; Arthropoda; Insecta; Lepidoptera; Papilionidae
Exons: 9
Coding region: 321-5918 (1865 amino acids)
Source: RefSeq, a predicted model, not a curated record
AAAAUAUAUAAAAUAUAAUUAAAAUGAUACAAAUUCCUAAUCAAUAUAACAUCAAAUUCCGCACCCUACUCUUAAGUUUAUUUUUACGUAUGUAUAUGGAUGACAAGGACAAGUGACCGCCCCUCUCGCUCUACCCACGUAAGCGUGGCAAUUACGCCAUUUUGUGUCCGCCAGUCGUCGAGUAAACGUCAAUAGUGUAGUACGGAAGAACAAUAAUUUUAAAUGUGCGCUUAAAAGUAAAUAAUUUCCAUGAAAUUGUAUUACGAUAAAAAUGUUUAUAUAUUAUACUAAAUGUAUGAGAUGGAUAAAUAGUAACCAAAAUGUCGGCUUUGGAGAAGUUCAAGAGGCGACUGGUGCGGGAUAUCGCACGUCGUCAGUAUGUGGAAAGUCAGCCAGAAAAUGAGAUGUGGGAACAGCUGAAGACUGAGUAUGGCUGUGAUUGUUUUUUGUUAUGGCAACAUAUGAAAGUGUUAACUUCAAAGAAACUGAAGAGAUUGCUCGCUGCCGAUGAUCGUGUAGAGCGUAUCACGCAGGUGGCUCGGAUGACGUCAACCGACUGGCUCACCUUCGACCUGGUCCUUGUACACCAAGAUGUCGAUGUUAUUGGAGAGGGGCUGAUACAAAGCGGUAAACCAGAAUCCCAGGUCCUACAGCUGUUGUUUGAUCUGGUUAUUAUGUACUGUAUAGAAGAUUGUUCAGGAGACAGAUUAAUUGGGAAGUGGGCCGCUUUGACACGUGCAUACAAUUCAGGAGGGCGGGAAUGCUCGGCCAUGUUGUUGCAACGUCGAUGGCAUCAAUUAAAAGACUACUCAAGACGAAGGGUAUACGAAUUCUGGAAGCAAUAUCGCGGUAACCCAAGAAAUCUACCGAAAGCCGUCAGACCAACAAAACUUCAGAUUCGAAUCUCUGAGGCGCUCCCCUAUUUAAUCACUGAAAGAUUUUUACAAUGGAAGGAUUUACUAGAAUCGGGCAAAAUUAUUAUGGCUGUUCAAUUUGAAAACAGACGACGUCGAAUGGAAUCAAAUGUUAGCAAUGAUGAUCCUGAUCUCGUUGUUAUUGAACCACACGUGGAGACCAUAGAGCUUGGUGCGGAUUCUGAAGAGGAUGAAGUGGAACCAAUCAAUGAAGAUGUAAUAGAUAAUACAGAAGAAAGCAUUACAGCAAUGGACAACGAUGAUAAUAAAUUUGAACGAAAUACAUUAAAAAAUAGAGAAAAUAGCCUAAAAAACAUUGAUAGUGAUAUCUCUGAUAACAUAAAUAAGGAUAAUGAAGUAAAAAAUCCAGUAAAGACUGAACCUACGGAAGUUUUACAACUAAAUGAACUAAGUGAUGAUGAAGCCAUAGAAAUAGAUAAUUUUGAAAAUACAGAAGAGAAAUUUGAAGCAGAGCAUGUUGAAAACGAUUGUAAAUAUCCAGAUAAUGAUCUAGUUCUUCCCAAAAUUACGAAUGUAAUGGGAAAUGUAGAUAUAUAUGAGAAAUGUAAUUCUAUGUUUCAUAUAACAAAUGAUAAAGUUCUGUCUUAUGAAAAUGCAACAAAAGACUCUGAUACUGUUUCAUGUAUAAACCUUGGAGAUUCUAAUAAAACUUUUGAGGAAAAUGUAAAGGAAAAUCUUCCUUUUAAUGCGGACAAUGUCAUGGAUAUAAGCGAAUUACCUUCAACUUUAGAAUUUGUUGACGAUGGCAUCGAGUUUGUGGAUGACGAUGAAGAUAGUUUAGAAGGGAAAGUAGACACUGGAGAUGGUAAUAAAAUCGUAAACCUAGACGACGUUGACCCGUCAUACGCUAUAGAUAGAAAACUCGUUAUGAUUCCCAUAACUUACACAAAGAAAUUAGAAGAUAUGAAUGUGUUAAGAAAUUUUAAUUACUCAACAGUGAAAGGCAAUCAGUUAAUUGAGUUAAUAGAAUCUGAGAGUAAGAUUAUCACAUUAUCUGAAGAAAUUAAAAUUGAAGUGAAAGCAGAUUAUGAACAUACAGAGGAAACGACAAUCGAAGAUAAUAGUCGUAUGACUGGAGUAAAUGGAGGAAUUGAAAAAUUAAGAAGCCAAGAUAAUUGUCAAAUGAACAACGUAACUAAUAUAGAAAUGGGUUUAAGCAAAUAUGCAAUUAAAGUGAAAGCAGAAAAAAAAGAGAUAACUAAAAACGAAGACGAUUCAGAAAAGUGUGAAUUUCCUAGAGUUAAAUAUACAAGCUGGCUUCUCCAAAAACCUAAACAUAGAAACUAUAACCCUAUACUGUUGUGUAAAAAUCCCGAUUUUAAUACCCGACUCAAAAGGUUAGGUGUUGGUUUCUUUUUAAGUGAACGUAACAGGAAACUAUUUAAUGCUUGUAAACCUCUCACAGUAGAUAUGCAUAAAGCGUUUGAAACGAAACUCGUCAACAACGUUUUGUAUCUAGAGAAAACGACAACACCUUACAUUAAAGAAGAAAAAGUCGCAGAAGUAUGUGAAAAUACUGCGUCUGUGAUCCCUUCAGCCGUCCCUGUGCAAAGCCUACUGGAUAUGACUAGAGUCGAACAAAAAGAUUUAUUACCACAAGAAACACAAAUCGAUGAAUCAAAAUCGUCACCAGACCUACAUAUGAAUAUAUAUGAAGAUGAUAACGUAAUCGAAAGAGGUCAUGUUAUAAAUGAACCGUUAAUGACAACAAUCGACCUUGCUAAGGAAGGGUUAAUUAAAAAAGAAAACACGACUAUCGCCCCCACGUCAGUCUCAAAUACUAGACGGCCCGCUGAAAUUAUCGGAGCUGCAUUAAACACUUUGCCACCUCCUACAAAUAAUAAAAAAAAUAAAACGAAGCCAAAACCUCCAGCACCUGCGCCAAGCUGGACCAACUACGGUACGGUCAUAGAAUACGAAGAAAGUUUAAUAACAAAGGACACACUCAAUAAAGUACUAUAUUUUCUCGAUACCGGUGUAUUUCAAACACCUAGAAAAGGAGGCGCUGCACCUGCGGAAGCAACAAAAAAGUCAACAACCAAAGGUCCUAUUGUUCAUUCACCUUCCACAAAUGAAACGAGCGUUCAAGAGAAAAGAUUAAAAUCGACUUCUGACAGUGAUGAAUUAAGCUGGAAUAAUAUGGUAUCACAAAAUACAAAAAGAAGAAGGAAUAAUCCUCAUAGUAUUACACCACAAAGUGGUUAUUGUUGUUGGGCUCGAAAUAAAAUAGAUUAUUUGAGAACGGAAAAUAAAAACAUAAAUUCUAUAAAAGCUAAGCAAUAUAGACAUUUAUGUCCAAUGGGGGAAAGUGGGUGUAUUUGUUGUUGUCGACAAGAUCUGUUGGAGACGAUGGUAUCAAACAAACUAAAGCUCGAUCACACUUAUAGUCGCGAAGGAGACCUUACGCAGCCCAAGGAAACAAUCGAAACACGUGAUAUAGCAAUUCAAGCGAGAUUAAUACGGAACGAAUCUGGCCAAAUGGAAAUUAAGAGUACCAUAGAGUUAUAUCAUCCACAAAUUCAAAAUCUUUUUAAAAACUCUCAAGGAAAGGUAGCCCUCGAUGAAGUAACGAAGAACUCCAAUGAUUCCACAACAAUUCCUCUUGCAGCAUUCACUGCACUCCCUUCAUCUGAAUCUAAGCAAUCAGUAAACAAUGACACAAAAAAAUUUGUACACGCUUCUUCUAAUACACCAGAUUUUUUAUUCACAGAUGAUGAAACGGCUCAUGUUCAAACUCCGCCGAAACUAAAAACCAAAGUUAUUCCUGCAUUACGAAAUCGCGGUAAUAAGGCCGAGUUGUUUUCAGUCACGGCUGAAGCCGGCAGGCAGCCUAAACCACGUGGUAUUACUGUUAACAAAAACAUUGAUCAGAAAGCAGAAGACGAAGUUAUAUCUUUGAUUGAUGAAGAAGAAAGUGCUACUCCAAAUCAAACAUCGUCAUCUGCACCUAAACAACUUUUGCCAAAAGGAGUCAAUAUUUUGCUUUUGCCUGACAAAACGUUAAGUGUAUCUAUAGAACCCGGAGUACAAAUCGAUCCAGUUAGUUUAUCCAAAUUGCCAGAAAUUCUUUCCGCGGUACAAAGUAAACUUUUGCAACCAGGAGUGUUAAAUAAAUCUCGAAAAUUACCAAUCAGAAGAUGUAAAUAUCCAAGUGGGAACCUAACCUCCAGUAAAAACACCGUGGAUAACGAUCCAACAAUUGUAAAUGUGGAUCCUCUAAAUAAUAUAGUUAAUGAAAAUCCAAAAGUUAACGAUGUAAACCCUGGAUUAAAUGAUAUCCAUGAAACUGCAGAACUUAAUACCAUGAAUACGGACGUAAGUGUUACUGAAGAUAACGUUGAACUUGUAGUCAUGGAUCCUAGAGUACAGGUUAGUACAAAAAGUGAUGAACUUAAUAGUAGGAACUCUGAAGUAAACUAUUCAACAGAAAACGCCGAAGUCGCCGUUCCCCAACAAAAUGCUGAACUAAUUGCCAUCGAUCCAAUAUCGCCUGUAGAAAAAGGACAAACCGAACAUAAUAUGAACCCUGAACUCGACAUUUCCGAAGAAAAUGCUGAACUUAUUGCCCUUGACCCAGUACCCGUUACUGAAGAAAAUAAUGACCUCGUUGUAAACUCGGAAAAUGAUGUCGACAAAAAUGCUGUGCUUUCCAUCAUAAAUGUUAAUUCAACAAACUGCGAGAUUAAUGUUAUAAAUAAUGAACUAUUUACUACAGAAAACACUGUGAAUGAUAUGAAUAGUGUAGUACUUGCUCCACAAGCGAGCAUCAACGUCGUAAAUGGUCAACUUAAUGCCUCCGAAGAAAAUACAUAUCUUAGUAAUAGUAAUACCGACAGCAACAUCACUAUUGCAGAAACAACGCCCAUGCUCUAUGUUGAUAGCUUGCAGCCUACAGUUGGAACACCUGCAGAAAAUGUUACUAAAGAUGAUGAAGAUAAAUUAAUAUACACAGAUUACAUAGUUAAGGUUAAACCACCUGACACUAGCAGAAAAACUAUACUGUCCGAUUUGAUGACAAUGUCGGGGAUAUCGACUGAAGACGCCACUAUGCCUACCGAACCACCAGCCAGUAAUGUAAUCAACUACAACUUACAAGACGAUCCGUACUACCUUACAAACACAUACAAUGUAGGAGGAAACAUUCAAAUAGCACCACCUCCGAAAAAGGUUAAAAAAGUAAUGGUAUUUAUAAAAAAGAGAUCAAAAGCUAAAUCUCUUCUGAAUGAACCUGUGAUCGAUCUCACCGAAGAAAAUGAUAAUUCAGGCGAAACAAGCAAACAAAAUGAAUCUCAAACGGAUGAUAGUCCGAAAAAAGGAAGCGAUGGCAAUAAAAUAUUGAAUCUCAAGAGAGCGAAGUUGGUACGAGUGCCCGCUGCCGCCGUCCCGCAUAAGAUCUACCAAGCGGCGCAGUCCUUACUGCGGAAAGACAAUACAUUCCCGGUUCAAGAUGACACAACUGUCUCAUCCACAGAGAUUGAGACUCAAAUGAAAAUACAUCUCGCGAGACAUUACAGGAAAUUGAAUAAAAAACCAACAAUUUUAGACAUAUUGAAAAAUAUCAAAAAUUCAAAAGAAAUGCAAGCAACUAGACAAUCUCGAAACCAAUCGGAAUCUUCUGAUGACGAACCAUUGGCAAAGAAAUCUAGGCGAAUGAGGACAGAAAAUACCGAUGACCACGUUUCCCUGAAUGUAGUACCUGUAGGUCAAUAUAAUAUACCAGUUGAAUAUAACUCAAAUGAACCUGUCAUGUUCGUACCCGCCACAUCUGAUGUACAAGAUGUCGAUACCCAAAAUGCCGGUACCGAAUAUGUGGAUACCCAAAAUGCCGGUACCGAAGAUGUGGAUACCCAAAAUGCCGGUACCGAAAAUGUCGAUACACAAAAUGCCGAUGACCAAGAAGCUGAUAUCCUAGAUACCGACGACCGAGAGACCGAUACCGAUACGAACACCGAUACCGAUGAAGGCGCUAUUUUAGGUAUUUGAGAUUGAAUUCUUAUCAUCAUAACCAAUUCACUAAUUCAAUAUCAUCAAAGCCAAACCAUUUAUAUCAUAACCAAAUUUUAACUGCACAGGAGUGUAGCGAGCUUCAUAAAUGUUUGUUCACAAAGACCGGUGUAGCUUAUUUAUCGCAAUGUAGUUUAUUUACUUUGCACGUCGUAAAGAACAAGCAUAAACAGGACGUGGAAAGUAAAAUUAAUCCUCAUACUAAUGGUGUAAGGAUCAAUUUUAUUUGCGAUAAUGAUCUGCUCUUUGUGUAAACAGAUACUAAAUCUCCUUGUCGAACGCGAUCGCUUGAAAAUAUUUAACAUUAUUUAUUUUUCAGUCUAGUAAAACAGUCGUAACGAUAGUGCAAACUCACCAUGUAAAUACGAAAUGUUUUUUUUUUAUAUUCAAUGAAAGUAGAAUACAAGUGGAUGUCUUCAUUUGCAUUUCAUUUUUUAACUGAUGACGGGAAUUCCAAAAUGUGUAUAUUUUUUAUUGUAUUAUGGCCGUGAAUUUCUAUAUUUAUGUAUAUGUUUCAACAGUGCAAACUCAUUAUAUUGAUCUACUUAAAAGCUAUGUUUGUGUUACGUGUGAAGAUUGUGCCUAAAUAAGCUGAAAAAGUGGAUUAUUCUUAACCGUCACCACGCUCUGUCACCACGUAGAGACAGAUGAGAAUAAAAAGUUUCACCCGUCCCACCUCUUGCGACGAGGGAACGGUUGGAACUUAUUUUAUUUCAUAAUUCCAUCUGUUACCUUAUUGGUGAUAGUGGGACUAAAAGGUGGGACAGGUGAAACUUUUUCUCACAUGGGGACAGAUCAGGGAGACGGUUGGCAAUAAUCAGAAAAAGUAAACUAGAUACCUAGUAUUAGAAAAAAAUGUUGUAAUAUCUUUCUUUGUAUCUGGAAAAAGCUAUCAUGGUCACCUAGAAAAUAUUUUUUAAGAUAUAAAAAAAUCUGUGAUAUUAAAUCUUAGAUACAUGUAGAAAAUAAUUGUAGUAUUAAGUAAAAAAAUACCUCUGCUAUUUGCUUAAUUUUUUUUCAUCCAACUUUGAGUUUCCUUUUUCUUACAUUAAGUUAUGAGUAAAAGGAGUAUGUUAGAGAACAACUGUUUUUAUUUUCUAAGACAUUUAAAAUACUAUAAAAUAAAGCAGGUUG